Molecule: messenger RNA, 1995 nt
Organism: Cercocebus atys (sooty mangabey)
Lineage: Eukaryota; Metazoa; Chordata; Mammalia; Primates; Cercopithecidae
Gene: PSTPIP2
Product: proline-serine-threonine phosphatase interacting protein 2
Exons: 15
Coding region: 129-1133 (334 amino acids)
Biological process (GO): actin filament polymerization
Cellular component (GO): actin filament; cytoplasm; plasma membrane
Molecular function (GO): actin filament binding
Source: RefSeq, a predicted model, not a curated record
GGCGGCUUCCCUGCGCGAGUGUGGAACGCCGAAGUUGAGCCUGCGGGGCAGCGGGCAGUGGCAGUCAGGCCUCCCCACGCGGUGCCACCUGCGGCCCGGCUCUCCUCUGCGCCCCUACUCUCGCCGCGAUGACGCGCUCGCUGUUCAAGGGAAACUUUUGGAGUGCAGACAUCCUCAGCACCGUCGGCUACGACAGCAUUAUCCAGCAUCUGAACAACGGCCGCAAGAACUGCAAAGAGUUUGAAGAGUUUCUAAAAGAAAGGGCAGCAGUUGAAGAGAGAUAUGGCAAAGAUCUGCUCAGCCUCUCUAGGAAGAAGCCGUGUGGACAGUCUGAAACCAACACCCUGAAGCGGGCCCUUGAAGUCUUCAAACAGCAAGUAGACAGUGUGGCACAAUGUCACAUUCAGCUUGCACAGAGUUUAAGAGAAGAGGCCAGGAAGAUGGAAGAAUUCAGGGAAAAGCAAAAACUACAACGGAAAAAGACAGAGCUUGUAAUGGAUGCCGUCCAUAAACAAAAGAGCUUACAAUUCAAGAAAACCAUGGAUGCAAAGAAGAACUAUGAGCAGAAAUGCCGGGACAAAGAUGAGGCAGAACAGGCUGUCAGCCGGAGUGCCAACCUGGUGAACCCGAAGCAACAAGAAAAGCUUUUUGUGAAACUGGCAACUUCAAAGACUGCAGUAGAGGACUCCGACAAAGCAUACAUGCUGCACAUCAGCACCCUGGAUAAGGUCCGAGAAGAGUGGCAGAGUGAGCACAUCAAGGCCUGUGAGGCAUUUGAGGCUCAAGAAUGUGAACGAAUAAACUUCUUCCGGAAUGCAUUGUGGUUACAUGUGAAUCAGCUGUCACAACAAUGUGUCACCAGUGAUGAAAUGUACGAACAAGUCCGAAAGAGUUUAGAAAUGUGCAGCAUUCAGAAGGACAUUGAAUACUUUGUGAAUCAACGCAAAACUGGACAGAUUCCACCAGCACCCAUCAUGUAUGAGAAUUUCUACUCCCCCCAGAAGAAUGCAGUCCCACCAGGAAAGACUACAGGGCCUAAUUUGGCAAGGAGAGGACCCCUCCCAAUUCCUAAAACCUCACCAGAUGAUCCUGAUUACUCUUUGGUUGAUGACUACAGUUUGCUCUAUCAGUAACAUCAAUGAAACCAGAGCUUUUUCCGGCAAGUGCUUCUAUGACAUGGAAAGGGCACUCAGAGCAGCAGGACCUAUAGCCACGUUAUGUCAGUCAUGAAGACUUUGAAGUGAACCCUUGCUAUAAUUUUUUAGAGAUUUAAAAUUUAUGGUAGACAUUUAGGACAACAUAAGCAAGUAGAGUUCUGCAGUUUUUUGAAGUUUACAUAUUGCCCCAUUCUGAAGAAUUAUUCUUUCCCAGUUACUCAGGUUGUGAAUGAAUUAGGUUUUCAACAUGGGAAGCAUGAAAUCCACUUCUGGAUUUAGAGUGUCCACUUGAGGAGCAGAGGUGGCAGCAGAGGAUUCCGAGCCACCAGCUGCAGUAGUAGCUCCUUUGGCUUUGGGCAGCCUGGCUGUGGAGUUUCCACGGCGACACACAGCCUCAGUGGUGCAAGGUUUAAAAUUACCUUCCUUUUUGGCUAGAAGACUUAGAAGUCACCUGAUCACACUUUCUCAUUUUACAGAUGAGGAAACAAAGCCUACAAGUGUGAAAUUAAUUUCCUUACAGUUUUCCUAGCUGAUUAGGGACAGAACCAGAACUAGAGCCCAAGUCCAACCCACAUCACUAUUCCUCUAACCCUUCCUGAAGUUGUGAUGCUUAUGCUGAAAUUUAAGAUGCCAAAUAUUUUUGCCAGCACUUUUUCAGUUGGGAAAAUCACCAGGGUUUAAAUGUCAGAUUUAUUUUUAUGUGGAUCACUGUGUGUACUGAACUACACAGCAUGAUAUUUAAUCUAAUCUAAGGAGCCACUGAUUGUAAAACAUGCCAUUAUUUUAUGUUGCACUAAGAAGGUGGGGUCGAGGAGUUGCCAAUAAACUUGUGACAGAC